GCUGCACUGCUGGGCUAGUCUCGGUGGUGGGGUGUUUCCCUUUAGUUUUUUUUUACUUGUUCAGACACACACAUGCUCGUGCACACACAACAGGCUCUCCACGCUGUGAUCCAGCCGCAAGUCAGAACUAUAGGCAUGUGCCCAUGUCCCGUGUGUACAGGGAGACCCCGUGACACCAGCCCUGGACCUUCCUGUGGAGCUUGAGCAUUGCGGGGCAUUGUGCCAACUCUGUGCCACAGGGCUGGCAAGUCUCCACGUUUCUGCUCUUACCUGGGGAGGACAGGAAGUACAGUAGAUGGCACCACCAUGAGGGCUCCACCCUUACUUGGGAACAGACGAGUCCUUCGAGACAACUUCUCGUGAUGGUGAUUGUAGGACUCUCUGGACUCGGCAGCCCCUGCACUCCUGUGGCUCUUCGGGAUCAGGGAGAGCAGCAAAGCACCGCUGAUUCAGAGUCACCCAGAGAGCACGUUUCAGGAGCGUCCUCUACAGAAACCACUCAGGUGAGCAGUGCGGACGUCAGUGACCAGAAGCCUGAAACGCCAGGCCUUGCUGCCAACCUCGCCAUGUCAGAGGAGGUUAUGACAUGCACUGAUUACCUCCCUCGCUCGUCCAGUGAUUAUACCUCACAAAUGUAUUCCACAAAGCCGUACACACACAUCCUCUCAGUGCCUGUUCCGGACGCGGCCUACCCGGGGCAGACCCAGUACCAGGCCCUGCAGCAGUCCCGGCCCUACGCUGUCUACCCGCAGGCGAGCCAGACUUACGGACUACCUCCUUUCGGUGCGUUGUGGCCAGGUAUGAAACCUGACAGUGGUUUAAUUCAGACUCCAUCUCCAAGUCAACACAGUGUUCUUACCUGCACUUCAGGGCUCACCACAAGCCAGCCCAGCCCAGCACAUUACUCUUACCCCAGUCCAGCCUCGAGCACAAAUGCCAGCCUGAUGCCUGCCUCAUCGGCGGUUGCCAGUGUUCCCGCAGCCGCGGUUGCCAGCAUCUCCAGCCAGGACUACCCUACCUAUACUGUCCUUGGUCAGAGUCAGUAUCAGGCCUGCUACCCCAGCUCCAGCUUUGCAGUCCCGGGCCAGACCGGCAGCGACUCCGAGAACACUGCGCUAGCCGUGGGCACAUACCAGACGGAGAGGCCUGCCGUCAUGGCGCCUGGGCCUGCGGCGCCGAGACUGCCUUCUGGAGACCCUUCUGCAAGCCCAUCCUUGGCCCAGACUGCACCCAGUAAGGAUGCGGAGGAUCCGUCCAGGAAACACAUGCCUGGCAAGAACCGCGGCAAGAGGAAAGCUGACGCCAGUUCUCCCCAGGACAGUGAGCUGGAGCGGGUAUUUCUGUGGGACUUGGAUGAAACCAUCAUCAUCUUCCACUCUCUGCUUACUGGAUCCUAUGCUCAGAAGUAUGGAAAGGACCCAACAGUAGUUAUUGGCUCGGGUCUGACGAUGGAAGAGAUGAUCUUUGAAGUGGCUGACACACACCUGUUCUUCAAUGACUUGGAGGAGUGUGACCAGGUACACGUGGAAGACGUUGCUUCUGAUGACAAUGGCCAAGAUUUGAGCAACUACAGUUUCUCCACAGACGGGUUCAGUGGCUCUGCGGGCAGCAGCGGCCAUGGCUCCUCCGUAGGUGUCCAGGGAGGUGUGGACUGGAUGAGGAAGCUGGCUUUCCGCUAUCGAAAAGUGCGGGAAAUCUACGAUAAGCAUAAAAGCAACGUGGGUGGCCUCCUCAGUCCCCAGAGAGAGGAAGCGCUGCAGAGGCUGAGAGCGGAGAUCGAGGUGGUCACAGACUCUUGGUUAGGGACUGCGCUAAAGUCCUUGCUCCUCAUCCAGUCCAGAAAGAAUUGUGUGAAUGUCCUGAUCACUACCACUCAGCUGGUCCCAGCCCUGGCCAAAGUUCUUCUGUACGGACUAGGAGAGAUCUUUCCUAUCGAGAACAUCUACAGUGCUACCAAAAUCGGUAAGGAGAGCUGCUUCGAGCGAAUUGUGUCAAGGUUUGGAAAGAAAGUCACGUAUGUAGUGAUUGGAGAUGGACGAGAUGAAGAAAUUGCAGCCAAACAGCACAACAUGCCUUUCUGGAGGAUCGCCAACCACGGGGACCUGGUGUCGCUGCACCAGGCUCUGGAGCUUGAUUUCCUCUGAGAGCGGGACGAAGAGCCUCCCCAGGAGCUCAGCUCACUCGAGGCGGCGGACACCUGAACCAGGGACCCCCUCCCUGUGCCCUCCCUGGAGUGCUGGCGAGAACACAAUCAGAACCAGCCCGUGCUACCGCCUGGUGAGCGCGAGCAGCUGCGCGUGCGCGUCUGGAGCAGGAGCCGCAGCUGGGACAGCACCUCGCAGCUGCUUUCACUUCUGUGUCCAAAACAUGGAGAGAGAAAAGGAACCGUCGGGGCGGAGUUGCCCUGUCCCGCCGUCUGAUGGAGACCUGCCAGCUGUGUGGUGGCAGACGCACGGACCGUGGGACGACAUCUCAGUUGGGCUCUGGGCGUCCCCGACUCGGAACUCGUUCCAGGGCGACUGUGUCGUAUAGGGACAGGCCUGGUCUCGGGAGCAGGCCCGCCCUUCCUUGUCCUAAGAACGGGGCACGGUGACAGGGAAGCAGUAAGUUCCCUGGAAUGUCAGCGCGCUCUCCGGAACCUCAGCCCGGUCCCCGCACUGCGUCCUUAGCCCUCACGCUGCCUGUCCUGGAGGCCUCCCACCCUGCUCAUCCCCUCGACCCCGCAGGUGCAGGUGGCGCAGCCCUAGAAACCCCUGUGGACUGCUUACCUCUUCCUCCACACCUCCCGGGGGCAGCCUCUUCCUUAGCUGUCCUGCCCUCUGCACCGCUGCCCAGCCCUCGGAGUCAGGCCCAAGAUGUCAAAGCCCACCUAGGGACAGGCUUGCAGCUGCAUCUUGGCCAGAGCCACCCAGCAUUAGCGGGUGCCUUGAGGAAGCCUGUCCCCAGGUACACAUUCACCCCGUCUCCGCCUGCCUCCUCUGCUACUGGCAGGCUGCGGGGGACCUGGGCUGGACCUCAGCCACCUAGGCAAGCCUGGCAGCAGGGUGCGUGCCUGUCCCCACCCCCGGGAAGCCGGAGGAGCUGACGCUCAGCCCGGCCCAGCCCCAACAAGGCCAUUUCUGCAGUGAGACCCUGCCUUUAAAAAUACGUUAUUUCCCACAGAGACCCUCAAGUAGGAAACCAGGUCAGGGAGACUUCCCAGAGUUGGGUGGGCACUGACCCUCCCCUGCUGACCCUGGGGAGACAAGGUGCCAGGUACUUGUCUCAGCCUCCCAGCCCAACCCAGAAUCUUCCUGGGCAACCCGGCGGCCCUGGAGCGGAAGGCCUUGCUCCGUACUGCAGGGUGCAUGGGGCCACAGCAGACUCUCCACAGCCCUGUGAGGCUUGCCCUAGUGGUUCUGCGCCCCCAUCUGCAGAGGUGUGGCCCAGCAUGGCAAGACUCCAGUGCUGGGUCGCAGGGGGGGGGGGGCCCGUGCAGCCAUCCCUGCAGAGCUGACCUGCCCCCGCCCAUGGCUCACAGCAGGACACAGUGUGUUCUGGGGAGGGGCUGAAGCCAGUGCUUGGCUCAGGCCACCUCUCCAUGGGCGCAGGAGGGGCCGUGGUCUGUGGCCUCGGGUGUCUGGAAAACUCCAGAACAGUUUGUACUUUCAGGCCCCAAACCCCGUCACCAGAACCGCUCGGAGUCCGGGCUGUGCUGUGGGCCGUGGGCUGAGGAGUAAGCCCCAUCGCCCGACAGCACCACCUCCCCCGUCCCUUAGGAGCUCUGUGUCCUGGGGCUACAAGUGGGAUGCCUUCUCCCUCACCCUGGCUGCCCAGCUUGGCGCCCUCCACAAGGAGCUUGAACUUGGCCAGGAGGAAUGUGGAGGCCCUGAGCGGGGCAGGCAGGAAGCAGGAACCUCCUGACUCACCUUCGCCCAGCGGCCGUGCGGGGAGCACUGCUUUUCUUACCCCGUCUUCCUCCUCCGAGCACCAGGGUCGAGAGGACAAGCCUCAGGAGCUGUUGGAAGCUGAAGGCCAGCCCCAGGACAGGCCAUUCCCGGCGCACUCCGGCCAUUCACUGAGAUGGCCCGCGUGGCCACACGAGGGCUGCUGCUAGCUGGGCGCCUGCACCCAACCGGGCCAGUGCAGGGUGGCUCGACUUGGGAGUGUAGAACUGACGUGCCUUAGCACCGCCCUGUCCAACGCCCCUGGGGCAGCGGUGGUGUCCGGGAAAAUGGAAGCCUGUUCCAGACUCAGGUGCCUGUUUUAGCUUUUGCUUGGUCUGGGUGCUCCCGUCUGCAUACCCGUUGGGACCUGCACUGCACCUCGCUCACAGCCCACACAACGCUCGUCUUGAUGGCCCAGUGGGUGCGCCCGCUGCGGCUCGGGGGAGCCUGGAUGUCCGCCACCUGGGGAGGGUGUCCGCCCCGAGGGCGGAGGGCAGAACCACUCCUGCGAGGGCGAGUCUAGGUGCCCGCAGUGAGCAGGGGCCGCCUCCCUCCAGGGGCAGGCAGGGCCCUUCAGAGUGGACUUCUGUCUCUUACCACUAAGUCGCUUUCCCUUUUGAUCCCAAAGUCAAGCAUCCCAGAUGCUCACACUGUGGGAGCCUGUCUGAGCUCUGAGGUUCUGAAGCCCCUCCAGCGACGAGAGAAGAUCUGGCUCUGCCUCGGCUGGGCAGCGAGGCUGCUGGGCUAGUUCUCAUGCACUGACAGGCCUUCCCACCCCGGACGACCCCACGACUGAUGUUUAGCUUAGGUUUGCCUGGUGGCAAACACGGCUCUCCCUCUGGACUGAAAAGGCAUUGACUGGGUCUAUUUAUGUGACUGCGGGCAUUCUUGGCUGUGGAGUCCUUGACCAUGACGUAUGUAAUGGGAACUGUCUUAUACACUUGAAAAAAUAAAGUUUUUAUUUUCUAUA
Molecule: messenger RNA, 4896 nt
Organism: Tupaia belangeri chinensis (Chinese tree shrew)
Lineage: Eukaryota; Metazoa; Chordata; Mammalia; Scandentia; Tupaiidae
Gene: EYA3
Product: EYA transcriptional coactivator and phosphatase 3
Exons: 16
Coding region: 363-2144 (593 amino acids)
Biological process (GO): negative regulation of extrinsic apoptotic signaling pathway in absence of ligand; cell differentiation; multicellular organism development
Cellular component (GO): nucleus
Molecular function (GO): protein tyrosine phosphatase activity
Source: RefSeq, a predicted model, not a curated record